AUGGUUGAAGGAUAUUUGGUCCCUUACUUCUUAUGUCGCCUCUAUCCGUUUCCAGCAUGUGUUCAGGGAGACAACUUCAUGGCUGAUGCGGUUGCUAAGCUAGACCAUGGGUUAUCAGCGCAAGUUUGUUGGGAGCUUGGUCUUCCGUUAUCAGUUUGCUCCCCCUUUUAUUUCGACAUCUUUGGGCAUUAUUGCCCUAGGGGCUUUGUUUUGUAA
This is a messenger RNA of Prunus armeniaca (apricot), 216 nucleotides long. The record is from the annotation of a GenBank genome assembly. NCBI's taxonomy places the organism in Eukaryota, Viridiplantae, Streptophyta, Magnoliopsida, Rosales, Rosaceae.